GGGCUGCAGCCGGGUGGCGGCGCGGCGCAGGGAGGGGCCGCAGUAUCCUCGCCCCUGGUUCCCGGGCGGAACAGCGAGGAGGCCGGGCGCCAGGCCUCGCGCCGCCUCGCCUGAGGCCGGCGGAGCGAAGGUGAGUGAGGAUGGCGGAGAGGAUGUGACCUGCACCGACUCACCCACCCAGCAGUGGUGCUGCCAUGCAGAAGCCCAGCGGCCUGAAGCCCCCCGGCCGUGGGGGGAAGCACUCGAGCCCCGUGGGCCGGACAUCCACUGGGUCAGCCUCAGCUUCUGCUGCUGCUGUGGCCACUGGCUCAAAGGAAGGCUCCCCGCUGCACAAGCAGGCGUCGGGCCCCUCCUCUGCGGCAGCCCCCCCAGCCCCUGAGAAGCCGGGCCCGAAGGCAGCUGAGGUGGGCGAUGACUUUCUGGGGGACUUCGUGGUGGGUGAGCGGGUGUGGGUGAAUGGCGUGAAGCCAGGCAUGGUGCAGUACCUGGGCGAAACACAGUUCGCGCCUGGCCAGUGGGCGGGCGUGGUGCUGGACGACCCAGUGGGCAAGAAUGAUGGCUCCGUGGGCGGCGUGCGCUACUUCGAGUGCCCAGCGCUACAGGGCAUCUUCACGCGGCCCUCCAAGCUGACCCGGCAGCCCACCGCCGAUGGCUCGGGCAGCGACGCCCACUCGGUGGAGUCACUGACCGCGCAGAACCUGUCGCUGCAUUCGGGCACAGCCACGCCCCCGCUGACCUGCCGUGUCAUCCCUCUGCGGGAAAGCGUCCUCAACAGCUCUGUCAAGACAGGCAAUGAAUCGGGCUCCAACCUGUCAGACAGCGGCUCUGUGAAGCGGGGUGACAAGGACCUGCGCCUGGGAGACCGCGUGCUGGUUGGUGGGACGAAGACUGGUGUGGUGCGGUAUGUUGGGGAGACAGACUUCGCCAAGGGCGAGUGGUGUGGCGUGGAGCUGGACGAGCCCCUUGGGAAGAAUGAUGGGGCAGUAGCGGGCACCAGGUACUUCCAGUGCCCACCCAAGUUUGGUCUCUUCGCACCCAUCCACAAGGUGAUCCGCAUCGGCUUCCCGUCUACCAGCCCAGCCAAAGCCAAGAAAACCAAGCGUAUGGCCAUGGGUGUCUCAGCGCUGACCCACAGUCCCAGCAGUUCCUCCAUCAGCUCCGUCAGCUCUGUGGCCUCCUCCGUUGGGGGCCGGCCCAGCCGCAGUGGCCUGCUCACGGAGACCUCUUCGCGCUAUGCUCGCAAGAUCUCGGGUACAACAGCCUUGCAAGAGGCGCUGAAGGAGAAGCAGCAGCACAUCGAGCAGUUGCUGGCUGAACGGGACCUGGAGCGGGCUGAGGUGGCCAAGGCCACGAGCCACAUCUGCGAGGUGGAGAAGGAGAUCGCCUUGCUCAAGGCGCAGCACGAGCAGUAUGUUGCAGAAGCAGAGGAGAAGCUGCAGCGGGCACGGCUGCUGGUGGAGAGCGUGCGGAAGGAGAAGGUAGACCUGUCCAACCAGCUGGAGGAGGAGAGGAGGAAGGUGGAGGACCUGCAGUUCCGAGUGGAGGAGGAGUCCAUCACCAAGGGAGAUCUGGAGACCCAGACGCAGCUGGAGCACGCACGCAUUGGGGAGCUGGAGCAGAGCCUGCUACUGGAGAAGGCGCAGGCCGAGCGGCUACUCAGGGAGUUAGCAGACAACAGGCUGACGACGGUGGCUGAAAAGUCACGGGUGCUGCAGCUGGAGGAGGAGCUGAGCCUGCGGCGCGGCGAGAUCGAGGAGCUGCAGCAGUGCCUCCUGCACUUGGGCCCGCCACCAGCCGACCACCCCGAGGCCACCGAGACCCUGCGGCUGCGUGAGCGGCUGCUCUCAGCCAGCCAGGAGCACCAGCGGGAGAGCGGAGCAUUGCGGGACAAGUACGAGAAGGCACUCAAGACCUACCAGGCAGAGGUGGAGAAGCUGCGAGCGGCCAAUGAGAAGUACGCGCAGGAGGUGAUGGACCUCAAGGACAAGGUCCAGCAGGCCACCAGCGAGAACAUGGGGCUCAUGGACAACUGGAAGUCCAAGCUGGACUCGCUGGCCUCCGACCACCAGAAGUCCCUGGAGGACCUCAAGGCCACGCUGAACUCGGGCCCGGGCGCCCAGCAGAAGGAGAUUGGGGAGCUGAAGGCUGUGAUGGAGGGUGUCAAGAUGGAGCACCAGUUGGAGCUGGGCAACCUGCGGGCAAAGCACGACCUCGAGACGGCCAUGCACGUGAAGGAGAAGGAGGGCCUGCGGCAGAAGCUGCAGGAGGCCCAGGAGGAGCUGGCUGGGCUCAGGCAACACUGGCGGGCCCAGCUGGAGCUGCAGGCUGGCCAGCACCGGCGGGAGCUGCAGGAGGCCCAGGACCAGCGCCGUGACGCCGAGCUGCGGGUGCACGAGCUGGAGAAGCUGGACGUGGAGUACCGUGGCCAGGCGCAGGCCAUCGAGUUCCUCAAGGAGCAGAUCUCUCUGGCUGAGAAGAAGAUGCUGGACUAUGAGGGGCUGCAGCGGUCAGAAGCCCAGAGCAGGCAGGAGGCAGAGCGGCUACGAGAGAAGCUCCUGGUCGCUGAAAACAGACUGCAGGCAGUGGAGGCCCUGUGCUCCUCUCAGCACGCUCAUAUGAUUGAGUCCAACGACAUUUCAGAGGAGAAGAUCAGAAUGAAGGAGACAGUGGAGGGCCUGCAGGACAAGCUGAACAAGAGGGACAAAGAAGUGACAGCAUUGACAUCCCAGACCGAGAUGCUCAGGGCCCAAGUAAGUGCACUGGAGGGCAAGUGCAAGUUGGGAGAGAAGAAGGUGGACAACCUCCUGAAGGAGAAGCGGCGCCUGGAGGCUGAACUGGAGGCCGUGUCCCGGAAGACCCACGACGCCUCCGGCCAGCUGGUGCUCAUCAGCCAGGAGCUGCUCCGGAAGGAGCGGAGCCUGAAUGAGCUACGGGUGUUGCUACUGGAGGCCAAUCGUCACUCCCCAGGGCCCGAGAGGGACCUGAGCAGAGAGGUCCACAAGGCUGAGUGGCGGAUCAAGGAGCAGAAACUCAAGGACGACAUCCGAGGCCUUCAUGAGAAGCUGACUGGGCUGGACAGAGAGAAGUCCCUGUCAGAGCAGAGGCGCUACUCCCUCAUCGACCCAUCUACAGCACCUGAGCUCCUGAGGCUGCAGCACCAGCUGAUCAGUACAGAGGAUGCUCUGCGUGAAGCACUGGACCAGGCCCAGCAAGUGGAGAAGCUCGUGGAGGCCAUGCGGAGCUGCCCGGACAAGUCCCAGACCCUCAGCAAUGCCGGGUCUGCGAAUGGCAUCCACCAGCAAGACAAGGCCCACAAACAAGAGGCCCCAGGGCAGCCAUUGUGCCCAGAAGGGCCAGGGGAGGCCCAGCUUCUCCUUGCAGGCAUUGAGGAGGCAAGUCCAGACUUCCGGAACCAGGUGGGGGCCCCUUUCCUGAAGCUGUUUCCAGGUUGA
This is a messenger RNA of Trichechus manatus latirostris (Florida manatee), 3452 nucleotides long. RefSeq names its product CAP-Gly domain containing linker protein 2 (gene CLIP2). The transcript has 17 exons. Gene Ontology annotation, biological process: cytoplasmic microtubule organization. The coding region runs from base 195 to 3452 and encodes 1085 amino acids. The record is from RefSeq and is a predicted model, not a curated record. Lineage: Eukaryota; Metazoa; Chordata; Mammalia; Sirenia; Trichechidae. Gene Ontology annotation, cellular component: microtubule plus-end; cell cortex; nucleus. Gene Ontology annotation, molecular function: microtubule plus-end binding.